Molecule: messenger RNA, 14675 nt
Organism: Varanus komodoensis (Komodo dragon)
Lineage: Eukaryota; Metazoa; Chordata; Lepidosauria; Squamata; Varanidae
Gene: SORCS2
Product: sortilin related VPS10 domain containing receptor 2
Exons: 28
Coding region: 648-3656 (1002 amino acids)
Cellular component (GO): membrane
Molecular function (GO): protein binding
Source: RefSeq, a predicted model, not a curated record
GCAUUUUAGGUAUUACACAAGUGAGUUGCAAAGUUUUUAAUCUGCACUAAUUGGAACCAACUAGAUCUUAUCUGGACAGUUUUAUCUUUCAGUCUUCUUACUGAAAUUGGUUUUCCUUUUAUAACUAGAUCUCCAAGCCAAUAAAUCCAAUUUCGCUCCAUGAUUUCUAUUGUAUUUAUCUUGAAAACUGAAUUUGGGGUGUUUCAAAGUGGGAUAUAAUGGGAGAAAUUCAUAUAUUUGCAUCGUAUUUGAAUCCGUUCACUAGCAAAGGUUUGUGUAUUUUAACUGUACUCCUUGGGAGUUUUGGUAAACAUAAAUAAGAAACAAGAAAUGAAUUAUUAUUUGAUUCUAGCUGAGUCCAGUAGGAAGCAUUUUUCUUUUUGAUGAGUUUCACAGCUUGAGCUAUCUGAAAAGACCCUAGUAUUUUAUUCUGUUUGUUCACCAAUCGGUCUUAGGGACAGCUCUGUGUUUACACUGUUUAUGGCUUUCAAGCUUGUAUUACUCCCAGGUAUAAACCUUUCCCAAGUUUUCCGGCCCAAUUGCAUAACUUCUGGACUCAGAGGUGGUUUAGCAUCUGUCGCUCAGAACGCUUUCUGUUUGUUUUCUUUUAGGUGAUUCUGAUCCUUACGAAGUAUUACCACACCGACAUGGGGAAAGUGCUGGAGAGUUCCUUGUGGAGAUCCUCAGAUUUUGGGACAUUAUACACCAAGUUGAAUUUACAGCCUGGAAUUGCCACUGUCAUCGAGAAUUUCUAUAUCUGCCCCACUAACAAGAAAAAGAUCAUUCUUGUGAGUUCUUCCCACAAUGACCUGGACCAGAAUCUUUUCAUUAGCACCGACGAAGCAGCAACCUUCCAAAAGCAGCCUAUUUCUUUCUUUGUGGAAAUGCUGAUCUUUCAUCCAAAGCAAGAGGAUAAACUGCUUGCCUACACCAAGGAGGGACAGCUCCAUGCGUCUAUUGACUUAGGAAUCAAAUGGACUCUCCUACAAGAACGUGUCUCGAAAGACCAUAUUUUUUGGGCUGUUGACGGAGUUGAUGGAGACCCAGACGUUGUUCAUAUGGAAAUUCAGGAUCCCGACGGAGAUGUUUACUAUAUGGCCUGCCCAUUGCAGAACUGUUCUGAUAAAGCACUGCAAUCGCCUUUUGCUGGAAGCAUCGACAAGAACUCCUUGACGGUCCAGGAUGACUACAUAUUCCUUCAGACCUCGUCAGCAAACCAAACAAAAUAUUAUGUCUCCUAUCUUCGGAAUGCGUUUGUACAGAUGAAAUUGCCAAAGUAUGCAUUACCCAAGGACCUACAAAUUAUCAGCACGGACGAGAGCCAGGUAUUUGUGGCCAUCCAGGAAUGGUAUCAGACCGACACGUACAACCUCUACCAGUCCGACCCGCAGGGUGUCUCAUAUUCCAUUGUGCUGGAGAACGUCCGGAGCACCAAGCAGCCGGAGGAGAACGUGCUGAUUGACAUUCUGGAGGUGAGGGGCGUCAAGGGAGUGUUUCUGGCCAACCAGAAAGUCGAUGGGAAGGUUGCCACCCUGAUCACGUUCAACAAAGGCCGCAGCUGGGCUUCCCUCACUCCCCCGGCCACCGAUAUGAACGGUAAACCGACCGACUGCAAAAUGCCUGAUUGUCACCUGCACCUGCACCUCCGCUGGCCAGACAACCCGUAUGUGUCAGGCAUGGUUCACACCAAGGACACGGCGCCAGGACUCAUCAUGGGGGCAGGAAAUUUGGGUGCCCAACUUGUGGAGUAUAAAGAAGAAAUGUAUAUAACUUCUGACUGUGGCAAGACCUGGAGACAGGUUUUUGAGGAAGAGCAUCACAUCCUGUACCUGGAUCACGGUGGAGUGAUUGUGGCCAUCAAGGACACCUCCAUUCCGCUGAAAAUACUCAAGUUCAGCGUUGACGAAGGUCAAACCUGGAGCACUCACAAUUUCACCAGUACCUCGGUUUUUGUGGAUGGCCUUCUCAGUGAACCCGGCGACGAGACUUUAGUCAUGACAGUCUUUGGACAUAUCAGUUACCGCUCAGACUGGGAGCUCGUGAAGGUAGAUUUCCGCCCAUCCUUUUCUCGAGAAUGCACUGAUGAAGACUAUGAAUCAUGGGACCUAACAAAUCUACAGGGUGACCGUUGCAUUAUGGGUCAGCAGAGGAGUUUUCGGAAGAGGAAGAAUUCCUCAAGAUGCAUUAAGGGAAGAAGCUUCAUGUCGGCACUCACUUCCAAAGUGUGCGAAUGUAGCCCUUCCGAUUUCUUAUGCGAUUAUGGGUUUGAGCGUUCCACUAAAUCGGAAUCUGACACAUGCUUUGCUGAAUUCUGGUUUAACCCCGACGCUCCUCCCGAAGACUGCAUCUUGGGGCAGUCCUACAGAAGCAGCACGGGUUAUCGCAGAGUCAUCUCCAAUGUCUGCAUGGGAGGCGUGGACUUGCAGCAAAACGUUUCUCAGCACCUCUGUCCGCUAACUGCACCCAAAGGAUUGCAGAUACUCAUCAAAGGGGGCAGCCCGGCCGUCAGACCUGGGGAAGACGUCACUUUCCUAGUGAAGCAAGAGCGGGGAGACAUUUUGAACACCAAAUACCAGGUGGACCUUGGCGAUGGUGUUAAGGCAACGUACAUGAACCUCACCUUGACGGGCGAGCACAUUCAGCACCGCUACGCAAAUCCCGGCGUUUACCGUGUCUCCGUUGUGGCAGAGAACGCUGCUGGCCGAGACGAAGCGGUUGUGAUCGUCCAGGUCCAUCCUCCACUGCAGGCGUUGCAUCUGGAGGUGCUUCCCGUGGUCAGCAGAAACCAAGAGGUGAACCUCACAGCUCUCAUCAUGCCAAGGAACCCCAACUUUACUCUCCUUUACUGGUGGAUCGGGAACAAUCUUCAGCCACUCCUUUCCCUGGACAAUUUCCUGGUAACCAGUUUUGCAGAGGAGGGAAAAGUCAGGGUGACUGUCCAGGCUUCCUGUGGGAACUCCAUGCUUCAGGAUUCCAAGAUCAUCCAGGUUCUGGAUCAUUUCCAGGUGCUUUCUCUAAAGUUUUCCGAAUAUCUGGACUUGUACAACCCAAGCAUCCCAGCCUGGAGAGAAGACAUUGGCCACGUGGUAACACAACGAAUCGCAAAGGAAACCAGCAUUCCUGAAGAAUACCUCGUGACUGUGGUCAAACCCGGGCGACCCACGACAGCAGAUUUACACGUGCUUCUCCCCACAAGCCACCCGAAAAAGAAGAGGGCCGUGUCUGCUGAUAAGAGAAUAGCUGCUAUUAAGCAAUCUUUGAAUGCCCAUAACAUCAGUUUCUUCAUGAGAGGCGGACGAUGGGUUUUGGUUACCCUAGAUAGCUCCAACUCAGAUUCCCAGCGCACUGGAGGAGGCGGCGGGUACUGGACCAUGGUGGUGCUUUUCCUCUUCUCCUUGGUGGCUGCGGGAGCUCUCAUCUUCUACAAGUUCAAAAGGAAAUUACCGGGCAGAAACGUCUAUGCCCAGAUGCAGAAUGAAAAGGAGCAAGAGAUGACCAGCCCCGUAAACCACCGUGAGGACACCCAGAAUAUCAUCCAGGGGGAAGAAUUCAUUGACGACGACCUCGAAUGCCAAACGCUGGGCAAUGCCCGAGGAUUUCAGUGUGCACACAGUAGCUGCGUCUGUGGAGGAAGCGCUGGGUCUUCUGGCUUCUGAACCACAGGAGAAUGGGUCUUUCCGUUACCCUGAAUGGCCCUACACAUUCAGCGAGGCACAAGACGAGAUGCGAUGCUCUUCACUGGGUUGGGGUGAUUCAGGUCAUGCCCCAUGUGAGACCGUUGUCCCUUCUGGCAUUGCUUCUCCUCAUGACUCCGGUCAGCUGGUCCAUCUUCUGCUUUGUCCUGGGGUCCGCCUCCAUUCAAUGUGAUAGAGUUGCUUAAGCGGUCUACGGCUUAAUCUCCAUGUAUUGAUUAUUCUUUGUGCCUUUGCUUCUUAGGUUUCCUUCAUUCCUUCCCCCCAGCAGUUUGCUUUCUUUUUAUAAUUUGUGUGCCUGAAUACCUUCCAUGGCUAUAAAGUAGGAGAGCUGGAUCUCUCUUUUCUCCUUCCUGAAACUGGGGGCUGUCCUUACACACGAGGUGCAAACUUCCAAAUAUUCUUCCGUGCUGAAUGCUCCUGGGAAGAGAGCCCUGAACAGUGGAAGAAUGAGUAGUUACUAAGAGGGAUUUUUGGAAGAUGUUGUCCACUUUUAAUGACCUUUCCCAAUUUUACUUUAAAAAGAAAUUCCUUUCAAGUAGCAAUUGGAGGGAGGCAAUAACGGAGCCCCCUGUGAUGCAGGGUCAGUUCGACUCUUUGGAGAAUAGGAAGAGCCAUCUGUACUCCGUGUGAGCUACAAAAAGGGGCAGAUCCCAAAAAUACCUUUCAGAUGGAAUUGGGAGGGUUGCUGGGCAGUGUGAAGGAAGUGGGUUUUAAUUUCUCAAAGGUCAGUGCCGGUCGUCAUGUGUCCCCGUCAAGAAGGUCCAAGGUUGACCAAGUCAGUGCAGCACAGUCUGUUGAUGUUCCCCCCAGGUACUUACAGGGGGCAGCUUUCCAGGUUUGCCAAAGACCCAAGGCAAACUAAGUUGGAGGGGAGAGAUCUGGGAAGCAGGCCUUCCUGCCUGAGAGUAAUGUGGGCCAGCUGCAGCUCUGGAAAGCUCAGCAAUGCUCUUUCUGGAAGAGAGAGCCCUUCCUGCCCAGUGCUUCUCAGGACCGCUCCCUCGCAACCGGGUGCGGCUCGGGAAGCCCGCUUCAGCAAGCACUCGAGGAAGAAGUAGGCGCAAAGCUUUACCCAUGUUUUGAAGAUCUCCCAGACGGGGUAACCGGUGGACCAUUUCUCUUGCAACUUUUGGUUGUACUUAAGAGUCCAGGCAGAUGGAUGGUUUUCCCGGUUCUUUCUCUGGGCUGCUGUAAUGUUUAUAACAGCUUCUUUUUGGAGGUCCCCUUUGGGCUUGCAGCUAUUUAUUAUGAUGUGAUAAACAGAGAUUGGUACAAAGGUGCUCGAUCAACUGUGGUCCAGUUUCAUACCCUUCCUGGUGGGGAUCCCCUUCCGGCGGUGAGAGCGGUAGAGGGCGCCCCCUUUCAUGUCAGAUCUGCAUUGGUUGAGGAAGGCCCGCUGCACUGAUGCCCCCCCGGGCAGUGCCUGCUCCCCCAGAAAUGGGGAGGCAGCCAUGCAGGUGUGGUGCCUCUGCCUCCAUACCCUUCCACAGGAGCCUGUUGUUCGUCUCAUGAAGACACCCCCACCUGCGUUUAUUCGAGGGUCUGCAGAGGUGUCCAGCGAGUGCAGGUCCUGCCUGCCUGCGAGGGGCAAUGAAGAGCAUUGGCACCCUGCAUUCGGGGAUGCGAUCCAGGCGAAGGAGAGGCAUAUACCCAUGUGGAGAGAGAUGCUGCCCAGACUUUGCGGAGUCUCUCUGCUCAUAAUUAGGAGCACUUGCCAUGGCAAUGCUUAGUUGGGAGUAAUUUUGAGCACCUCAGAAUAGCGGAAGGAGAAGCGUUUCAGGGUUCAGUUACUUCAUUUUCUAGCCUAGCUCCUCCCAAAGAGUGGCAGCCGGUAACAAAUCAUUUAAAGUGGGGAGGGGGGACAGAGCGAGAGCAGAAGAUAUGCAGAAAGAUAAGGCAAGUCUGUGCCCACUCAGCACUUGCUGCUGAAUUCCAGCCGUUCAGAAGCCGCUCUGAUGCGGCACUCGCCCGAGCCAAGCAACACGGAACGGCUCCCCAGAGCGGGUUGUCCCAGUCGAGAAGUGGGACGCACGCCGCCCCCCGGAGUCGACCCCAUUUACCUGGGGGGUUCCAUGCUGUACAGAGAGCGACCACGGGGCUGCAGGCAUGCCCCAGGCGUGCGCAGCCCCCUCUCCGCGCCCCCAGCCCUGGACGGGGGCAGGCGUGGCCGCGGUGGGCUUGACACUGGCUGGGCGCCGGUGUAGGCCAGCUCUCCCCGUUCAUCCUCUCGUUGAGCAGUUCCCUCCGGAGAAGCUCUGCCACGCUGCGGAGGGGGACCCGAGGGGGUUGCGUGAGGCUCCAUGUGUGCCCGGAGGGCCUCGUCCUGCGGCCGCGGGCAGGCGGGCCGCUGUGCGUGCAGAGUGGCUCAGCAGAGCCUGGUGCUCUCCCCUCUCUCCUCGUGAUGUUGCAAGUUGUGCGAUGGCAUGUUUCCAGACUCACCCAUCCACUUCUUUUGUUUUUGUAUAUUUUAUGUUGCCUCCUUUCUCGUCACCCCGCCUCGGGACUCCACACCAUUUCCUUGCAGUGGCUCCUUCGGGGCGAGGCGGAAACCUGAAGUGCUACCGAGUCCCCUUGCUCCUGCUGGCACUCAGUGCCCAGUCCCAGGCAAUCUCUCAGGCGUGGUUCUGAGCAUUAAUUCCAGGGAGACGCACAGUUACAGCUGAUGCUCCCAACUGAACACGUAGACAAGACUCUUCCAGUGUUGGGCUCCUCCUCUCCCCCCGGAAGAUCCCACCACCAGUGGGAAGGAGAUGCUUAGCUUGUCCUGGAAACAGACGCCACCACGUGUUGCUUGGAGAAAAGGGGGAUACACUUUGUCUUUAUGGCUGUUGACCUUUUUUUUUUACACCUCAAACUAAGCUAGUGGAUCUGAAGCCUUUGGCACCCUUUGCAGCCCCUUUCUCUGUCUCCGGUGACCCCGUAUUUCUCUACGUUCUUUUAAUCAAAUGCAUCCUGUGCUUCGCUCACGGUGACGGUGCCAAGCGGAAAGCUGCGAUUCCUGAACAGUGAAGGCAGGUUUGGCACAAGGGGCUCGUGGGAUGAGGAGUCGAGGAGCACGGGGGAUUUGUCUGGGCUGAAAGAACUGCUCUCCGCAUGGAGAGGGCUGCCGUCGAGAGACCUUCUGGUCGCACCCCGCGGGGCGGCUCGCAGCGUCUGUGUACGAGGACCAGGGUGUGAGAGACGCCUCACCGCUUCCUGCUUCCACCAGGACGAAGACGCCUGCCCUUCCGGACGAGGCCACCGCAAGACCAGCCGGUCACUCACAGCCCGCAUAAUCACACAGCACGCAGCCCGUGCUGCCUCACCUUCUUUUCGUGUCCAGAACAAGUGUAAUUACAUUUUUUUAAGUUUCUGUAAUCCUUUUUUGUAUCUUUUUAAACUUUCUAUUUUUAUAGCUAUGCAAGUAUUCCUGUCUCAGGAUAGCGCUGUCAACGCGGUGGAUUUGGAACUUGCUUUUUUCUUUUUGCCUGUUUCUACCGUGCGGCUGAACAAACGAAAAAUGUCACUGCCUUGGAUGUGUUUGACAAUCUGGGGAAUUAAAUCAAUUCCACUGCAACGGUUGCACUUUCUCACUCUGACCUGACCCCUGGGCCCCACGCCUCCUUCCUCAGACUGGAGCUGAGUGAGAAUCGACUCUGUGUAGGCAGGACAAUUGUCUCGCAUCCGUGUUGAUGUUCUUGGAGAGCCGUGUGAGUUUAUUUUGGUGUCCGCUUGUGGAACCCCCAUAGUUUCACUGAGGAAGAAUCGCAGGAUUGCAGCCAGACUGGCGGAGUCGCCGUGAGUCGUGCGUCGGGCCCGGACGACAGAGCUCCCUGGCAUGGGCGCAGUGCGCAGCCUCGUGACUGCCUUGCCCCGUGGCCCUGAUGCUCUCCAGAGAGGGUUGCGGAGCACUGGCAGACGCGCAGGCCCUGAAUACGAACCACGGUGGCGACACUCGUUUGCGUUGGACGACCCUGUUGCCGAGGUGCCAACUUAUUCUUUCUGCAGAAAGCUCAGUCCGUUUUGUCCCGUUCUUCUUGUCCUCUUCCGAACACUGAAGAAUAUCCUGCAGAACUACUUCAUCAAGCACAAACACGCUGGGGCGUGACUCUCCAAGCGGUCGAUGACACGGUGUAGGUGGGCGGCACAUGCCGUCUUGGUUGCCUUCUGCUCAGGGUCUCUGCCAGCUUUCCCCCCUGUGGCAAAUACCCUGCGGCUUCGCUUGGAGAAGAGCGACGUUCCCAGCUGCCUUUCUGGGGCAGAGGACGAAGAAAACAGCAGUUGAGAAAACAUGGACUCCAAGAUUUGCCAUGCAGCCUCUCCGGUUUGGAAUGUCCUGACUCGUUGCACUACAGGACUGGACUCUUCCCGUUCAUCGCAUCACGACAACAUCCGGGAUACGUGGCCAAAAACCUGACCUCUGGGCAAUUCUGAGAAGCACCCUAGAAACCUGUGGGAGCAGCAGGUCACGUGGCCCAGGGCCCGCCUGCCUGCAAAGAAUAAAAGACCGAAGAGUGAAAAAGCGCGCGCUGGUCUGUCCCAGCGUAACGGACCCUCACUGCCCCUUGCCGUUACUCAGAAAGCUUGCUGGCGAAGGGCAUUGAUGGCCAGCCGAAUAUUAGACAACCUGUCCAGGUGAAAGAGACGGAAGAACUGUACUGUGCCUGCUAAAGACAGGGCAGGUCCAUGAGGAAUCCGUGCCGUCAGCGGAAGAUGCAUGCAGCUGAGCCCCAGGGUUUGUUAACAUCAGGAUAUGAGGCCAAGAUUUUGAAUCCAUUUCCUAUCAUCGGUUUUUCCAGGGAAAAUCCCCCUCCAAGUUCCGGAAGCUUGUUUACCUUCUCAAUGCUGCUUUCCAUUAAAACACAAUUCCAAACCAUUGGAAUUCCAUCGCACACUCUUUUGCAUAAACUUUACCUUGUUCCCAGACAGAGAUGGCAUCUCAUCCAGGCACGAAACUGGAUCUUCCGCCUGCCCAAGGGCAAAGAUCUUUCUCAAAUUUUAUUGUCCAGGAGUUUGCAGAUGGGCUGUGCUCCUAAUUUCUCAUCUCCUCCCCGCCGCACAAGGACCUAAUGCCAGGAUUUGUGCCUACGCUUUUGGUGUAGAAGGACUUAGUCCAUGGCAUACGGAAGCAGCAUCUUCUGGAGAUAUGCUUAGAAAUGAGCGGCGAGAUGCCGUAGGCGCUUUCCAUGCGCAGCAUUCCACGUGUCUCUCUGCAGGGACCCACAAACUCCCUCGCCCUGCCUUGAAGGGAUUCAGGUCUGCACACACGACUUCUGAGCCUCCACAUUGGGAGCGAACCUGGAGCUCUCCGGAAGGGGCUGGUGGACAGAGCAUCCGUUCCUCCUGGGAGAUGGCGGCUGACAUUCCAGCCCUCGUUUCCAGCUGAGGGGGCUGCGAACACGUUCUCCGCACUGCCCGAGGAAAGCAUGGAAGGAGAGCAAGCGAGGGCCAGACCCGCCUACAAGGUGGACACGCCCCUCCACCUUGGGCGUCUGGACCUCUCCCUGCCUCUGGCUUCCCUCAGCUUUUCCACAUCCCCGGGUCUGUCUCCAAACUCUCUCCUCAAGUGGCCCUCCUACCUGUCAGGAGAGAGAGGUCAUUCUGGGCUGGAAAACGGCUUUAUGGGUGCCUUGCGUGAUGGGGAGCUCUUCCCAUGGUGCUUUGCUCCUGUGCGCUUCUGCUUGAGUGCUGCUGGCCGCCUCAGGAAGGUGGUGGGGUCCCACCACCUGGCCACCACCUGGCCUUUCCUUGAGACCUGCUCCUGCCUCAGGCUCCUGCCGUCCGUGCUCUCUCCCCUCUGCCCCAUUUCUUCACUUUUCUCACUCAGCGCAUGGAUUGCGACUCCGCCGCGGUCACAGAGCCCCACAAAAGGCCUCUCGAUCUCCUCCCUUCCCAGGUCUUGGUGGCCAUCUUGGACGCCUCUCUCCCUGCCUGUGCUGGAGUGUGCCACCACUCCCCCCCCAUGACCUGGCCCUCACAACCCCCUUUCCAUUCCCCCCGACACACGGUGCCUCAGCACUCCAGUCCAGCUUCUCCCGUGGCCCCAUUACUGCCCUCACGUUGAACUCGUGGGUGGCUGCUUUGCUGCCCGGCCCCUCCCGCUUCCCUCGUUCCACACUCCGGCUUCCUCUGCCUUCGCUCAGCUGGCCCCCUUCUUGCCCGUUUAACGCCCUGUUUGCUGCUCUCUUCUGCGCUCUCCGUUCUCAUACAUUUUCACCACAUCCACCGAUGACCUCAAUAGCUGUGCCCCGUCUCUGAUGCCAACCUCGCCCCCAUUUUUCAGGAGCCUGGCAGCAAGCUCGAUGGCUUCUCUCCUUAAAACUUCUUAAAGCCUUGCCCCCCCUCGACCCACCGAGGGGAGACUCUGGCUCGGAUCAUGGAUUGCCCUCCCAGGAUCUCUUCCUUGGUUUCCUCUCCGCUCCGUGCCCCUUGCCUCCAGACCCUCCGCAGCGCUGCCUCCCCCGAUCUCCCUUCCCUUAUAUCCCAGUGGGACUGUUCACACAACAGCUCAACACACUAUUCAACCACAGUGCAGCCUCAGUAGAAGCCCGGUGCAAAUGGCCGCCAUCCUGAAUGCACCAACACCACGGCCUAUUUUAGAGUUGUUCCUCCCAUGAGCAUUAUUCUGAAAAGAUUCGUGCCAUACGAGCGACACCACCAGGCAGGCGCUGAUGCUGUGGGAGAAGCAUCUCCUGCUUGCCACCUGGGGCCUCGGAGGUGCGCCAAUUCCACCCGCAGCCCAGCCCCCCUCCCCCCCCAGGGGCCAAAUCCAGAGGACGAGAAGCAACCGUCUGAGGUGGUGUGUUCCACCUGGUGCCUUCCAUGGGGUGCUCAGGGCCUCCAAGUCUGGCGCUUGCAGGCAUCUGCUGCAGGGACUCUCGGACCGCACUGCUCUCCAUCAUGGGCUCCCUGCGUCUCACACGUGGGCUUUGCUGUGGCCACAGCCGUCCGCUUGUCCCUCCCUGGCCAUCAGAGGUAAACCUCGCUGACUCCGGCUGGGCCCGCUCCCGGUCACCCCUGGGAACGGCCACCUUUGCCAGGUCGGCAUUUCUGGCCCAGCCGUGCCAUGAAAAUAAUGCCCGUCUCCGCUUGGGAAGGUGCUCAGCCGCCAGCGCGCCAAGCUGGAUGCCCUCCUCUUCCAGCGAGCUGCCUUCAGAGCCUGCAUUUCAGGGGUUCAUCCUGCCAGCGCCCUGAGCAAGAUGCUUUGCUUGUCGUGAACGGUCGGCGCUGUGGGGCGCUGAGCCCUCUUGGACGUCCCUUCUUACGAAGGACUCCUUAGCGCAGUCGGUGCCUGACAAGGGUUCGGAGGAUCACUCUCCAAAGUGGCUGCUUUCCAGGCAGGAGAGUGAAAGGGGGGCUUUUCCCCUCGGACCCCUCCCUUCCCAGGAGCCUAACCUGUUCUCACACGGACAUUCGUCAUCCUAUUUUAUUUAAACUACAACAUUAAUGGCCAAUGUUGAUAAAAAUGGGAGGGGAGAGGGUCCUUUUAAUCCGUGCCCUGAUAUCGGCUGUGGUCUGUGCAGCCCCCUGCAUCGCAUUGCUACCCUCCCCUUUUCUGCUGUGCCCUUUGGGCCCCCAAGAUCCUUGCAGCUGCCUUGCACCCAGGCACGACCCAAAAACCAAACAGCCUGACCUGAUCUCGGCCCUUGCUUCACGCUUUUGGAAUUCCCCGCCCCGGGAGCUUGGCCAGAACUCUGCCCUGAGCACACUGAGGGGGCUUGGGUGAGGUCCGGGGAGGCUGGGGGGCCUCGUGCUGUUCCUUUCGGUGGGAUGGGGGCACACCCAGCUUCUCUGGAGCACAUCCACUGCAUGUGAAUACUCCUUGGCAAGCUUCCGGCAUGAGACGGGUGUGUUUGGAUGGACGCUGCUUUGCUUCGCUAAGCCUUUUUCCCCACCCUGAGUCUUUGGAGCCUCAGUCAUAACUGUGUGAUGAGACGAAUGAAAUGCAGACCUCUAAAAAGAACGUGUAACGGAAUCUGAGAUGAGAAUGGCCAGGCAUUCGCUCAUUCUGCCUGUCCUGCGAAGUGUUCUCAAAGGUCUUGGGACUUCAUGGAAGGAAGGAGCGGGGCGGAGAGGGGAUAUUUGCAAAUUGCUGAUCAGGCGUUGCAGCUUCGCUUUUGCUCUUUCGCUUUUUGGUCUUGCCACCAGUGUUACUGAGAAAAGACCCUUCUAGGAGACCCCUUCCUUAUACCCAGGUGGCUUCCAGAGGAGGGCCUCUGUCGAUUUCCUUAAGGUCUGGCUGGGCAGGUGUGUAGGGGAGGCAAUCUCUGGGAAACCCUAAGACCAGUGUUCCCUUUAGCGUUUCUCUCACUGAACUUUUCCGGCUUUUCCCUGUCUAAGGAAAGGAAAGGAAAGGAAAGGAAAGGAAAGGAGAAAGGAAAGGAAAGGAAAGGAAAGGAAAGGAAAGGAAAGGAAAGGAAAGGAAAGGAAAGGAAAGGUGCAUCUCUUCUGUAGCACCGACUUCUGCACCAACUCAGAGCUUCCAGGAUCAGGCCAUGACAGUCUGAGCUGCCAUCCCAGAAACCUGUGCUUGGACUUCGGUCUUCUUCAGGUCGCGUGGAUUGCCAGCCUGCAGCGCAUCAGUGCGGUUACGCUUUCCGUGCCUUUCCUUCAUCCAGAGCAUUGAGGGUUCAGUGCUUUGUCCGAGGAAGAACAUCUGCUCCACCCGGGGAGCCGAGGAGCUUCCCUCCGGCUGCGGAGCGUCGGUUAUGUUGAGUGAGUGAGGAGACAGGGCAGAUUCUCCAGGAAUGGGCGCCCCUGGGGAAGGGCCUCGAAAAGCGCCAUUUGCUGCCGGAAAAGAAUACACGGUGCAAGCGGUACGGAAGCACCUGGAACCACGGCCACCUUGGUUUUGCCUUCCCGGCCCUCCGCCAUCUUAAGGAGAAAGGCUGGUGGGGAGAUGAGGAUCGCCUCUUGGCCUCUCGCCAUCGCCUCCACCUCCUGCCACUCAGGGGGGUCACUUGAGGGGGCCCUGAGCUUCACCGUGAGGGCCCCCCUGAGCCAUAUCACUGAGGGGAAACUUGGACCCCCGGACACAUCUCCAUGAAGCCUGCCCAGCGUAGCCAAGGGCGCGAGCUGAAGGACGCCACGGCGGGCCCACUCCUGCCUCUCAGCCCAUGGCGAACAAGCCCCCCCCUGCCCCCCCACAGCCGCAAUUCCGUCCAGGAGCGCUGCUUUUCCCGGACAUGCUCCUGGACCCUUGCAGGAGAGUCUGGCUGCCGUUCCUCUGGCUGGGCUUCCUCCGAGCUGCUCGCCUGGGUGAAUGGGUGUGAUGCAGAUGGAUGCCAAGCCUGGCUGCAGGCCGCCCUCAGCCUGGCGUGUCGCCCCGGUGCUUGGCAAGCCCAGCCGGGAGGCCCUCUUCUGCGCCAGCCGCAGUCGCUCAGGGCGAGGGGCCAGUUGGAGCCGCCUGUCCUCGUCCAAGAGGCAUUCGGCGCCUCUCACGCCCGUGUCUGCCGAGGAGCAAGGCCUGGGCCCGGAGUUGCGAGUCCGUGGCUGGGCUUGCGUUGGCUGGGGGCUCCCCCCAACGCACCUCCAUCUCCUCUGCUGUGUGGCUCGGGCCCCCCAGGCCCUCCGCCUGCACGAGGCCCCGGAGCUCCUGCGCGCUGCCUCUUCCCCCGAGCUGGGGAAGGACGGCUGCCGUCCGAGGGACGGGUGAGUCGGGCUGCCCCCUUCCCUCUGUGGCCCAAGGCCUGGUCUUGCUCUGAUGUGAUUUAUCUGGCACAGGGAAUCCCACCUCUUGGGCAUGGCUGGGAAGCAUUGGUCGGCCCCCUGGCCGGCCAGCAUAUUCUUGCGGAAAGUUGCGGCCGAUUCCUGGCCACGGGUUCCAUGCGAACUGCAGCUUCAAAGACCAGAGCCGCGUCCACCUUCCAUCAGUGGGUCAUUUAAGCCUGCUCUCUCGCACACUCGAUUCAUCCCCGAUUGUCCUUCCACGUGCGCACUGGUGUCGGCUGAUGCAUCUGGCGUGCCGUUCGCCAAACACAAGGCAGGCGGUGCCACGGGGACGGGCCCAUGGGCGGGUCGCCGUGCCCUCUCCGUCGCAGCCAGUGGGAUGCUUACUGCAGCAGUGGUGUCGCUCUGGGGGCUGAUUCGGGUUGCACUGGCCCCCGCUCUCUCCAAAGCAAGACUUGGCAACUCGGGGGGGCCUACAAGGCCUUUUGGCUGCCUGAGCCACGGCUCACGGGGGUGCAAAAAAAUACCACAUUCUUCAAAAUGGCCUGCAACCCCUGGACCCCAAAAAACCGCCGUGCAUUCCCACACGUGGCCAGCGGGCCGUGUGGUCCACACACUCCAUGCUCAAGAACAUGCUUACACCUCUGCACACUUCAUUAAAGGCUUCCCACCUCUGCGCGCAGCCCUCCCGCUCUGGAAACCGUUUCGGAGGCAGGCCACGGAAGUGUAACUUGCUUUGAAGUAUCUGAUGCUUCUAGGAGCACGAAAACCCCCUUUCUUAGUGUGGAUUUUUUCUCGGAUCCCAAACCCCACUUGACUCGUUCGAAGGCAUUUGUUCCGUCACACUCACAAGCUCCGAUCUUUUGUGUCUGCUUUGCCUCGCAUUUUUACGUGAAAAUGCCCGCUUUCCGAUUUCUAUUUUAGAUAACUCUACCCGAGUCUCUUUGUAAACAAAAGGGGUCAUAACGGUCAAAACGAAUCGGAGGGUGGUUGGGGUGCAGGAGCCUGUAUAUUUUUGUAUAUAUAUGCAAAGAUGAAAUGGCAAUUUUGUAGUGACGUGGUCUGGUUUUGAAAAACAGCAGCAAAUAUGUUUGAAGAGGCUUUAUGUUAACACUUAACUGUGGUUCAAUUGCACAAUCCGUAGUUCAGUCUCUAGAACCGAGACGCGGAAUUAGUAUCCGCUACAGAUUUGACAAGGAAGUAUUUAUAAGCUGCAACAUGCAGCUUUUUCUCUUUCAAAAUAUGUAGCCGGACAACUACUGUACCCAAAGGAAUGCGUUUGUUCCGAGAAAACUGUACCACAAAAUUUCCUUCAUUAAAAAUCAUUUGACACUC